CGGAGCUGCCCGGCCGGCGCGGGGGCCGCGGGGGCCGCGGAGACUCAAGGCCAGUCGGGGAGCGGCCGCGGACCCUGCGCAGAUCUCGGGCGGCAGGUGCGCCUUCGGGCCCCGGGCGCCGCGGCGCGGGCGGUGGCCGAGGCUGUGGCGCCGCCGGCGCGCCCGAGGAUGCAGGCCAUGGACCCGGCCGCGGCGGAUUUUUAUGAGGAGGACGGCAAGGACCUAGACUUCUACGACUUCGAGCCUCUGCCCACCCUGCAGGAGGACGAGGAGAAUGUGUCCCUGACCGACGUCCUCUCCCUGCGCGACGGCGGCCUCAGCGAGCAGGAGGCCUGGGCCGUGUGCCUGGAGUGCAGCCUGGCCCUGAGGAGUGUCGCCCACUCGGCCCUCUUCCAAAUCCUGUGCAUCACGCCCGACACCCUGGCCUUCAACACCAGCGGGAACCUGUGCUUCAUGGAGCAGCUCAGCGACGACCCCGAGGGAGCCUUCGUCCCCCCGGAGUUCGACGUGACGGGGAACACCUUUGAGGCUCACAUCUACUCCCUGGGGGCCACGCUGAAGGCAGCCCUCGAGUAUGUGACGGAGCCCGAGGCCGAGCCCAAGCUGAGCCAAGACCUGGAGGCGCUGCUGGGCCAGAUGCAGGCAGAGGACCCAAGGGACCGGCCCGACCUCCAGAGCAUCGUGGCGCUGUGCGAGGAGAAGCUGCAGCCCGCCUCGUCCUGCCGCCUGUGCCGGAGCCUCUCGGCCGCCGGGAGGAGGGUGCUGUCCAUCGAGUCCUUCGGCGCGUGCCAAGAUGUCAGUGAGAGCACCUGGAGGGGGAGACUCACUCCAAGAAGUGGGGGGCUGAAGAGGCAGCCGGGGGAUUGCCCUGCUGACCCAGAGGCCACACCUGCCCCAGAGGGCCCGCCCCAGACCCCAGCCAGAGAAGGCCCAGAGCACCCAAGGACCCUGCCUGCCAAGUCUCUGCUGUCGGCCCCUGUGAGAAACGGUGAAAGCCCCGGCCAGGAGGGGCUGGCCCCGGAGAGGCUGGCCUGCCUCAUCCUGGACGCCCAGAGGCCACCAGGUGACCAGGACACGGGCUUCCCGGAGAGAAGCCGCCUCCGGAAAGUGCAGACAUUCCCCCAGCUCCCGCCGGAUGGCGACGGCCCUGAGGCCAGCCCCCUCAGCCUGACGCUGACCAGCGUGAAAAGCCAGCCGCCUGCAUCUGAAUUCUUCCCUCCUGACCCCAAGAAGGCCCUUCCAGAAGGGAUAAAUGGCCCUUCCAGCUUCCAGCCGCUGUGGCCCAAUCGAGAGCAGGGGCUCCAGGAGCAGGGGGCCAGAGGCAAGGGCUGCAGCGAGGAGCGGGGGGCAGGGGUGCCCAGCCAGGGCCCCGCGGAGGAGAGACCCCUGCCCAGUUCCGAGGACCCUCGAGAUGCAAGCAGAGACCCAGGGACUCCCGAGGCUGAUGACGAGAUUCGAGCCGGAGCUGGGGAGCCAGGCAGCGCAGCCACGGAGCAGGACGUCUCCCUGCAGGACCUCCUGUCCAAGCUGGGCCGGCCCUUCAAGGAGUACGAGCUGUGGGCUCUGUCCCACGCGUGCCUCAGCACCCUGCGGACCCUCGGCGAGCACCCAGCCUACCUGUGCCUGGACUCCGUGCUGGUGGCCGAGGAUGGGGCCGUGCUGUUCCGGCCACCUCUUGCCAAUGGUGCUUACAACUCGUUCUUUCUGGCCCCCGAGGUUGCAGAGCAGAAGCUGGUGACGGAAAAGGCCUCCGUGUACUGUGUGGCUGCGGUCCUGUGGACGGCAGCCAAGUUCAGCCUGCCCCGAGACCACAAGCUGGCCCUGCCACGCAGGCUCAAGACCCUCCUCUUGGACAUGGCCAGACGCAGCACCCAGGAGCGGCCGUCUGCCGCCGAGGCCAUCAAGGUCUGCAGCGGCUACCUCCUGCAGCGAGGCAUGGACAGCAGAAAGAUCUUAGCCCACCUGCGGGAGUCCACCUGUAAGGUCUACCAGGAGGACGAGAUCAUCGGUCUGCACGACGCGCUCUCGGUGGUUGAGCUGAACCCCAUUGAGGCACCUGCACCCAGGCGGGGCUCAGGCUUCAUGCGGGUCAGCAGCGAUACCAGCCUUGUCGCCAUGCAGGGGCCAGUGCCCAGCCAGCCCUCCUGCCUCCAAGCGGCGACGUUGCUGCCAGCAGCCUUCACCUCUGAGGCCACUCACUAUAAGCCCAUCGUUCUCACUCCAGACACAGGUGUCGACAGGGACUCGCUCGCCCUGUCCAUGGGGCCGGAGGAGGGGAGAGGCUGGCUGGACCGGGUGGGUGACGGGAAGCCAACUCCUGAGGCCCACGGAGCGGCCACUGGCCUGAAGACCCUGGACCAGCCAGAGCCUGGCCCCCCAGACCCCCUCAGAGAGUCAGUGCCAAGAGAUGCAGCCAAGGGGCCCCCCUGCCCCCCACCCCCUGUCCCAGCCAGCCCACCCGAGGGGGCAUCACUGGCGACGCCCAAGCGCUUAGCCCCUGCCCCACCCCUGAAGGCCCAGAGGCCAUCCCCAGAGCGAGGCCCAGAGGAGCCCAUCCCCAGCGGAGCCCCCGGAGGCCUCGGGCCCUGCCCCCAGGGCCCCCCCACCCCUCUCAGCCCACACCCUGCAGCCCAGCCGCCCAGGAGUAAGGCUGCCCCCGGCCCAGACCAGGAGCCCGAGGUUCCCCCAUCAGCCCCACGGGGCCCCUCCCCGGCCACAGUGAAUCCAGACAGCCCCGGGGGGACCCCUGUCAGGGAGCAGGAAGGCCAGGCCCCAGAAGGUCACCCCGAGCGGCCCCAGCCAGCAGACCGCAAGCUCUGUCUGUCCAGCCUGGACACUGCACCCCUCCCGAAGGGGACAGCCUGCCCGUCGCUGCAGGAGGCCACACGCCUCAUCCGGGAGGAGUUUGCCUUCGACGGCUACCUGGACAACGGGCUGGAGGCUCUGAUCAUGGGGGAGUACAUUUACGCCUUGAAAGACCUCACCUACGCCACUUUCUGCGGGGCCAUAUCGGAGAAGUUCUGUGACCUCUACUGGGGGGAGAAGCUGCUGCAGAGCCUGUUCCGGGUGGUGAACGGGAGGACCGCGCCCCCGGAGAACACUUCUGAGGAGGCCGGGUCACAGCCCGACGGUGACGACGGGCCCAGCGCUCUGCAUAGCGGCUCGCCGUCCAGCAGACGGCCCUCUCCUCUCGGGACGGGGAAGGAGAAGCCGGACGCGGACUCGGAUGAGCGCUCACGGGGCAACUUCGAGGUGGCGUUUCGGCCUCAGAAGUCGGUAAAAGCCGGGAGGGAGCCGCGGCCCGAGGCGGGCGGGGACCUGGCCUCGGGUUCUGAGGCGGUGGCCCAGCCGGCCAGGCCCGCAGAGGGCAGCCCGCGCGUGAACCCCGGCCCGGCGGCCUUCCAGAGCUGCUGCCCCGGCUGGUGCAGCGCCUUCUACGAGGCCGACUGCUUCGGCCCCGACGUGCACAACUACGUGCAGGAGCUGGCGAGGCGCAAGGCCACCGGGUCCCCGGACGCCCAGAACCCGGAGCUGGAGCAGCAGCUCAUGAUAGAGAAAAGAAACUUCCGGAAGACCCUCAAGUUCUACCAGAAGCUCCUACAGAAGGAGAAGAGGCACAGAGGCUCCGAGGUGAAGACGAUGUUGUCCAAACUGAAGGGGCAGCUGGAGGAGAUGAGGUCCAAGGUGCAGCUCCUCGGGCUGGUCAAGAAGUACCUACAGGUCCUGUACGCCGAGAGCUGGGGCCUGGAGCCCUGCGCCCUGCCCGUGAUCGUGAACAUCGCGGCCGCGCCCUGCGACGCGCUGGGCUUCAGCCCCCUGGACGAGUCCUCGUCUCUCAUCUUCUACGACGUCAGCAAGCAGCCGCGAGGCAGCCGGCAGAGGAGGGCGCGCGUCCUGCAGGCCGGCACGCCGCUGGGGCUCAUGGCCUACCUCUACUCCAGCGACGCCUUCCUGGAGGGCUACGUGCAGCAGUUCCUCUACACCUUCCGCUACUUCUGCACCCCCCACGACUUCCUGCACUUCCUGCUGGACCGCAUCAGCAGCACCCUGUCCAGGGCCCACCAGGACCCCGCCUCCACCUUCACCAAGAUCUACCGGCGCAGCCUCUGCCUCCUGCAGGCCUGGCUGGAGGACUGCUACACCGUGGACUUCACAAGGAACACGGGGCUCCUGGGGAGGCUCCAGGACUACCUCUCCUCCCAGGUCCUGCCCCUGGACAGCUCCGCGGAGCACCUGCUGAGCCUCCUGGAGGUGGGCACGGAGCGGCGGGCCGAGGGCACCCCCCGCAGCGCAGACCUGGAGGACCCCAAGGAGGCGGAGGACACCAGGCCCCUUGCCGCCCUCUGCAAGAGGCUCUCGGAGGACGGUGGCUCCCGGAAGGCCUUCCCCUGGAGGCCGUCCCGAGGCAACGGGCUGGCGCUGCCCCACCACAAGGAGCGCCCAUACACCAUCGCGUCGGCCCUGCCCAAGCCCUGCUUCUUUGAGGACGUCUAUGGCCCCUACGCCAAGGCCAGCGAGAAGGGGCCCUACUUUCUGACUGAGUACAGCACCCACCAGCUCUUCAGCCAACUGACGCUGCUGCAGCAGGAGUUGUUUCAAAAGUGCCAUCCUGUCCACUUCUUAAACUCACGGGCCUUGGGCGUCACAGACAAAAGCGUGGCCGUCCAAGCCAGCUCCUCCGAGUCCCUGUCGGCCAAAACCUGCAGCUUAUUUCCGCCUAAUUACGUCCAGGACAAGUACCUGUUACAGCUUUUAAGAAGCGCGGACGACGUCAGCACCUGGGUGGCCGCCGAGAUCGUGACCAGCCACACAUCCAAGCUGCAGGUAAACUUGCUCUCCAAAUUUCUGCUGAUCGCAAAAUCUUGCUACGAGCAGAGGAACUUCGCGACAGCCAUGCAGAUCCUGGGCGGCCUGGAGCACCCGGCCGUGCGACAGUCCCCGGCCUGGAAAAUUCUACCCGCAAAGAUAGCGGAGGUCAUGGAGGAGCUGAAAGCCGUGGAGGUCUUCCUGAAGAGUGACAGCCUGUGUCUGAUGGAAGGGCGGCGUUCCCGGACCCAGCCCACCCUGCCCUCCGCUCACCUCCUGGCCAUGCACCUCCAGCAGCUGGAGACAGGGGGCUUCACCAUGACCAACGGGGCCCACAGGUGGAGCAAGCUCAGAAACAUCGCCAAGGUGGUGAGCCAGGUCCACGCCUUCCAGGAGAACCCCUACACGUUCGCUCCCGACCCCAAGCUGCAGUCCCACCUCAAGCAGAGAAUCGCGCGCUUCAGCGGAGCCAACAUCUCCAUCCUGGCCGCGGACAGCAGGGCCAGCCCCCGGCAGGUGGCCAGCGAGAAGCACCCCAGGAAGAUUCAGGACAAGUUACGGAGAAUGAAGGCCACGUUCCAGUAGCGGAGGGGUGGCAGGGCUGGGUGUGGGGCUCCCGACCAGAGACAGACUGGGUGGGAGGGCUCUGUUUCGACGGGGUCCCCCGUGGCCAGCGUGAAAGGGGGGGCCCAGGGCUGGGGGGUGGGGAGGCAGAGCCCAGUGCAGAUGCAAACCCGAGAGCCCGCACCAGUAGAGACCCAGGGAAGUUCCUACUAGCAUUUAAAAAUUACAUUUUGGAAGUUCCCGUCAUGGCGCAGCAGGAACGAAUCCUACUAGUAGCCAUGAGGAUGCAGGUUCGAUCCCUGGCCUCACUCAGUGGGCUAAGAAUCUGGCGAUGCCAUGAGCUGUGGUGUAGGUCACAGACGCAGCUUGGAUCCUGCAUUGCUGUGGCUGUGGUGCAGCUGCAGCUCUGAUUCAACCCUUAGCCUGGGAACUUCCAUAUUCUGCAGGUGCGGCCCUAAAAAGACAAAAAAAAAAUUAAAUUUAAAAAUGUAAAUGAAAAUAGGGUAAGUAAACCCCUCAGGAACCGACCACCCACUUAUACUUCUCAGAGAUAAACAGCUCUCACCCAGUUCUCGGGUGAUCAGGCCUGCCCCCCAGAAACCCCAUGCUCCCACCCAGCUCGGACUCUAAACCAGGUGCCCACUCCGCAGCGUUUCCGUGAGUCUGGCCCACAUCUGCCCAACAAAGGGCCAAGACUGCCCUCUGACCUCCCCCAUGCCAACCACGGAGUCCAAGGGGCUCUGAAACCUUCCACUGGGCCCCUGAGGCUUCCUGGGAGCCCACGCCCACCCUGGGUUCACGCACCAGAUUCACACCCCUCCCUGCCGGACCUCCCUCCUCGGGACCCCUUAGCUGCUCGAGUGGCUCAUCCCGUCCCAGGUGGGGAGCCAGAGCUUCGCAACCCUCCAGCCAACAAGCCUGGUGUUGCCUCCAUCCCGGCGCGGCCUCCUGCUGCCAGCAGGUGCCCCACAGCUCCACACUGACAACCCCCAAGUGCCCCCGGGCCCUGUGCGCAGCGCUCCCAGUUCCUGGUGGGGCAGGUGCCCCCAGGCCAAGGCUCUGCUUCCAAAGAAUGCAGGACUCAGACGCCAGCUCCAAAGCAGAGGCGGCUCCAGGAGCUGAGAAUGUCCCUCUGUGCCACCUGGGGGCUGUAGGGCCACAGCCACCUGUCCCUCUCUUCAGCAGCCAUGCAUGCGAUGCACACACCCGGGGCUGGCUGUCACCAGUGCCUCCGGAGGGCUGGUGAGGACAUGAAGUUUGCGGCCUCAGGGACAGCAAGCUCCUCCCUGGGGUCCCAACUGCCGGGGUCAGCUCUGCGCCAUGGGCGAAGGACGCGCUUGGCCAGGGCCCGGGGACAGGACAGUGGGUCACAUCCCCACAGCGUAACUCGCUGGCAUCACCCGGGCACCACCGUCUUCAUGUUGCGAAACUGCUGCAAAAGACCCAAGACUGUUCUUCUGAGUUUUAGAAAGUAGUGGUUCUUUAGAGCAACUAGCUAGUGAUACUUCUAGAAAACCGUGACCUGUGAUAAAACACUGACUUUUUAACGUCAAGAAGCGUUUUCCCAAAUACAUUUCAUCUGCAGCAUCUCGGUCCUGCUUGCACUCCUGGCCGUGCAAACGGGGGUCAUUAUUUUUAGGCUUUUAUAUGAGACUCACGCUCUGCGAACCAACUCCUCCGUUUCCAGAAUUUGAGUUCAACAAAGGCAGCGUCGCAGCACCUGAAGCGAAGUCGCAGUGUCCGUGCCAGUGAACAUCCGGCUGUAACGGCGGACGGGGCCUUCGGCUUCGGCACUGGCCGCGUGUCACCCCAACGCGGCCCGCAUCUCCGAGUAAAGUCUUUUCUACCAAGGCA
Molecule: messenger RNA, 7224 nt
Organism: Sus scrofa (pig)
Lineage: Eukaryota; Metazoa; Chordata; Mammalia; Artiodactyla; Suidae
Source: RefSeq, a predicted model, not a curated record